AUGGCAAACACUGCAAAUAACACGAAGAUGAAGGGCCUCUUGAAAGGCCUAAGAUACAUUUCUCAAAUUUUUGAUGAUAACAAAGGCCAAGAAAUGCAGAUUGGGUUUCCUACAGAUGUAAAGCAUGUGGCCCAUAUAGGAUGGGAGGGUCCAUCAACUGCUGCUGGUUCUCCAAGCUGGAUGAAUGAGUUUCAAGCUCCACCUGGAUACUCAUCAGGACCUUUAAGCAAUGGAGAGACAAAAGAGGACCCUGGGGUCAAAUGGGUCUCUCAAGAUUCAAGCCGGAAGGGUAGUUCAAGGGGUGCUAGGUCUCCGGCACAUGACAUGCCGGAUUUGCCAAGGGCAUCGCCACAGCAAACAUCAAGUGGGCAUGAAGAUGGUGGAAUUGACUCCCCUAAGAGGGAAAGAUCAGAUAAACCGAAGCAAACAAGGCGGUCUUCUAAGAAUAGGGACACAACAGAUAGUGUUACUAGAGGUAUCCGGCAAUCCAUAGAGUCAAUUCAUGGCAGUGAAUCGCCGCAAAACCCGCCAGACAUCCCUAAGAAAACGCGGCGAAAGAAAUCCAAAGAUUCCUCUGUUGGGGGGGCAUCAAGAAAGGCUAAACCCCAUGCUAGUUCAGAAACAUGUACAGAUCCUGGACACCAACCUGCAACUACUUAUAAAUGUAAUAGCAAAGACCAACUAUCUCAGAAUUCUUUUCAAGAGGGGGAAGACAAGGGAUUUACAUGA
This is a messenger RNA of Prunus armeniaca (apricot), 729 nucleotides long. Lineage: Eukaryota; Viridiplantae; Streptophyta; Magnoliopsida; Rosales; Rosaceae. The record is from the annotation of a GenBank genome assembly.